AACGGCCAAAAUCAUUCAUUGGAACGAUAAAACGUUUUGAUCUACGUUAAUGUAUAACCAACGAUAAGAAAAAAUAAAUAGUUAAACACGGACAUAUGCGACCUAUGGGAUGGGUAUCUGUGUUACAUUCCCGUGAACAGAUCUUCCCUCCUUGCCUACAUGUAACCAUGGGAUUCAAGUUUCCAGAAAUUCCCAAGAGUGUUUUCAGACUCAGCUUGGUCGGGUCCUUAGGUGGAGCAAUAGUCAUUACCAAGGAUUACACUAAAGGGAAGAAAUACAAAGGAGAGGAGAGGAUGACCGGCAAAACAGUGAUUGUGACAGGAGCCAAUGGUGGUAUCGGCAAGGAAACCAGCCUCGACAUGGCUAGGAGAGGUGCCCGUGUGAUAAUGGCAUGCCGGGAUAUGGGAGCAUGCGAAAGAGCUAAAGACAAAAUUGUCACAGAAACCUACAAUCCAAGUGUUUCUUGCAAGUACCUGGAUCUCAGCGCGAUGCAGUCCAUUCGUCGAUUUGCAGAGGAAAUGAAGAAAGAAAAUCAUAUACAUGUACUGAUCAACAGUGCUGGAAUAAUGAUGUGUAAACACGCAGUGACAGCAGAGGGUAUAGAGCUACACAAUUGUACACUAUUAUUGAAAAACAGAACAAAUAUCUGGACUUGCCCAUGGGAAGAUAACUCUUACUCCCAAGUUAUUAAGCAUGGAACUGCUGUAUUGUUAUAUCCUGCAAUCUUAUUUAUAGAAAAUCAUAUACAUGUAGAAAAUCAUAUACAUGUACUGAUCAACAGUGCUGGAAUAAUGAUGUGUAAACACGCAGUGACAGCAGAGGGUAUAGAGCUACACAUGGGAGUCAAUCACUUCGGAAGUUUCCUCCUAACACAACUUCUGCUGGACAAAUUAAAAAAAAGUGCUCCUAGUCGGAUAAUCAAUCUUACAAGUUUAAGUUAUAAAACCUCAGAUAUCAAUUUCGAAGACUUAAAUUCGGACAAUAGUUACAAUAAAACUGAAGCAUACAAACAGAGCAAGCUUGCAUUGGUCCUAAGUACCAAGGAAAUAGCUGAAAGACUUGAAGGCACUGGAGUGACUGCCAACCUGGUGUACCCAGGAAUCGUAGAAACUGGUAUCAGCAGACACACAGGAUUUCAGAAAUCCUACUUGUCCUGGUUUGUCAUCGGCCCUUGGGCAUGGCUAGUCAAAAAAUCGCCAGAGCAGGGUGCCCAGACUGUAAUUUAUGCUGCCGUAGAACCCAGCAUUGAAAAAGUCAAUGGCAAAAUCUUCAUUGAUCUGGGAGAACAGGAAAUCCCCUACCUGCGUGAGAAAGAUCUGGCAGAUUCCAAACGAUUGUAUGCUAUCAGCCAAAGAUGGACACGGCUUACGUGACGACGUAGGAUCUAGGUACAUGUAUUAAUUACCCAGCUGUCCUAACAUUGACUUGGGUGUUUUAUCUUUCAUGAAAGAUUCUGUGUCAUCUUCGUUUGGCUGCACUAAAAUCCGACAGCUUCAAUAUGAAGCACACACUCUGAUGAACAUUUUUGCUGGCUAAGACUUAGAUCAGAAAUCCACAACUAUCCGUAAAUUACAGACAAACCUCCAACAGAAAUAUUAAAUAUUUUUACGCUAUAUUUUCAUUAUCAACAGAUUAAUUUCGUCAUAAGUGAUUGUUGCACGAAACUCUGACAGCUUCAAUAUGAAGGACAAUUUCUGAUGAUUAUUUCUCCGGCUAAGACUUGGAUUACAAACAGAACUCCAAUUGAAAUAUUAAGGAUUUUACACUACAUGUAAUUUAUCAUUACCAACAGGAAAAAAAAUCAUCAAAAGUGAUAGUUUUCAUUGUUAAGUGUGAAAGUUUAUGUUUUCUCUUGGAGACUAUCCAAUGUUUGAUGGCUUAUUACGAUUUACAAAUACAAUCAAAUGAGUUCAUUCUCAUAUAAAAUUCAAUGCUUUUAGUAAGACAUUAUUAGUCAUUACAGGGGGGAACUGAUAACAAAUCUAAAUAUUGAUGUAUAUAAUGAUGAUGUGUCCCCAUGAGAUGAUAUUUCAUUGUGAAAUAACUCAAAUCUUACUUUGAUUGGCAGAGAGCUAUACUAUCUGUUAAUUGUUUGGAAGUAUAGGCAUAACAGUCAAACCUGUUCAUUAAGGCCACCUACAGGAGGGGAAAAUGGUGUUGAUAGACCUGUGGUCUUUGUAGACAGGUGGUGUUUACUGACAGUUCAUCAUUAUAGACUAUAAUUAUAUAAGUUGAGGUUUUUAUAUACUGUUUUAUCACAAUCUAGGCUGUAGGUUGUCUCAAAAGCUGUUCACAAAUUAUUAUCCAUGGUUAUU
Mizuhopecten yessoensis (Yesso scallop) is the source of this 2315-nucleotide messenger RNA. RefSeq names its product retinol dehydrogenase 13-like. The coding region runs from base 96 to 1373 and encodes 425 amino acids. Lineage: Eukaryota; Metazoa; Mollusca; Bivalvia; Pectinida; Pectinidae. The transcript is spliced from 11 exons. The record is from RefSeq and is a predicted model, not a curated record.